Ailuropoda melanoleuca (giant panda) is the source of this 2559-nucleotide messenger RNA. RefSeq names its product NLR family CARD domain containing 4 (gene NLRC4). Lineage: Eukaryota; Metazoa; Chordata; Mammalia; Carnivora; Ursidae. Gene Ontology annotation, biological process: detection of bacterium; regulation of apoptotic process; defense response to bacterium. The record is from RefSeq and is a predicted model, not a curated record.
AUGCAAGGAAGCACAGUAAUUUUAGCGCUGGAUUGCUCACUUGGAAACCCUACUGUUGCUGCCAUUGGACACAGGUUCCUCAGGACACUGAAGCAGGAGCAGAUGUGCUGCUGCUUCCCAAAGCUGACUGCUUCUUUGGAGUUUCUCCGGGAUGACUUUCUUGUUGGCACCAUCUUGGCUCCAAAUUGCAGUCUCGUGUUGGCUUCCAAUCGGCAGGACCCAAGGGAUACAUGGACACUAACUUCAAGGGAAGCUGUGAAAAAGGGUUUCUGGCUUCUACUUUGGGGAUUGAAUUUCAUAAAAGAAAAUAGUCAAGUCCUCACUCAAAGGCUGGGAAUGACUGUUAUAAAGCAAAUUCAAAUUGUAGAUGAGCUGUUUGUGUGGAAUGUUCUGAAUCACAAAGAAGUAAACAUCAUUUGCUGCAAGGAGGUCAAGCAGGAGUCUUUGAGAGGGAUCAUUCACCUGACUUUGAAGAAGGGUUCCGAAUCCUAUAACCUCUUUCCCAAAUCCCUUUAAAAGUGCAACUAUUCUCUGUUUCAGGAUUUGAAGGGACGAAGCAAGUAUCAAUUUUCUUCAGAAGAAGACUUAGAUGAUUUGGCUCAGGAUCCAAAGAAUUUAUACUAUUUCUCAUCUUUUCUGAACUUCAGUCCCCUGGGUGAAGAUACUGACAUUAUUUUUAAUUAGAAAAGCACCUUCACAGAACCUGUUCUUUGGAGGAAGGACCAUUACCAUCACCGAUUGGAGCAGCUGACCCUGAAAGUUCCGCUAGACACUCUUCAGAGCCCCUGCAUCAGCAGAUGGGAAUCAGGCAAAGGGAAGUCUGCUCUGCUACAGCAAAUAGCAUGGGCCUCUGAAAAGUGUGGGGCUCUGACCGAGUUCAAACUAGUCUUCUUUCUCUGUCCGAGCAGGGCCCAGGGUGGGCUCUUUGAAACUGUCGAGCAAAUCGUGGAUAUACCUGACAUGAUCAGGAAGCAGACUUGGAUGAGCAUGCUGCUGCAGCUACAGCAGAGAGUUCUUUUUCUCCUUGAUGGCUACAGGGAAUUCAAGGCCCAGAAUUGCCCGGGGAUUGAAGCCCUCAUAAAGGAAAACCACCGCCUCGAGAAUAUGGUGGCUGUCACCACCACCACUGAGUGCCUGAGGCACAUCGGGCAGUUUGGUGCCCUGACUGCUGAGGUGAGGGAUCUGACAGAGGACAGUGCCCAGACUCUCAUCUGGGAAGUGCUGAUGAAGGAGCCUGCUGAAGACUUGUUGCUCCAAAUCAGGAAUCUGCUGAAGACCCCUCUCUUUGUGGUCAUCACUUGUGUCAUCCAGAUGGGGGCAAGUGAGUUCCACUCUAACACACAAACCACACUGUUCCGUACCUUCUAUGAUUUACUCGCAGAAAACAAGCACAAACUUAGAGGGGUGGCUGCAGGUGACCUCACUCAGAGCCUAGACCACUGUGGAGACCUCGUUCUGGGGGGCGUGUUCUCCCACAGGUUUGAUUUCCAACCAGAAGACGUGUCCAGUGUGAAUGAGGAUACCCUACUGACAACUGGACUCCUCUGUAAAUACAUAGCUCAAUGGUUCAAGCCAAAGUAUAAAUUCUUUCAUAACUCAUCCCGGGAGUACAUAGCAGGACGCAGGCUUAGCAAUUUACUAAAGUCUCAAGAGUCAGAGGAGAUGACCAAGGGGAAAGGUCACUUGCAGAAAAUGGUUUUCGUUUCAGGCAUUACAACCAAGUACAGCAACCUGCUCCCAUACACAGGUGGGUCAUCUACUAAAGCCACCAGGAGUGUUUUGAAACACCUCGCAGGAGUGUAUCAACAUGGCAGCCUCCUUGGGCUCUCCAACACCAAGAAGCAUCUCUGGAGGCAAGAAUCUAUGCAACAUGUGAAAAACACCACUGUGCAAGAAACUCUGAAAGCCAUAAACAUCAAUUCCUUUACAGAGUGUGGCAUUAAUUUAUUCCAUGGGAGUAUAUCCGAAUCAGAUCUGACUGAAGAAUUUGAAGCUUUCUUUUGUGGUAAAAGCUUAUUUAUCAACUCAGAGAAACCUGAUUAUUUAUUUCACUUCUUUGAACACUUGCCUAAUUGUGCCAGUGCUCUGGGCUUCAUAAAACCCGACUUCCAUGGAGAAGCUACGGCCUCACGGGACAAGACCACAGAAGACACGGGCAGGCAUCAAGAAGACUCCUCAGAGACCUACAUUCCCAGGAGGGAAGUGUCUUUGUUCUUCAACUGGAAGCAGGAAUUCAAGACUCUGGAGGUCACACUCCGGGACUUCAGCAAGCUGAACAAACAAGAUAUCAAAUAUCUGGGAAAGAUAUUCAGGUCUGCUACAAGCCUCAGGUUGUGCAGGAGGAGGCGCGCUGGCAUGGCCUGAAGCUUUAGUUUGGUCCUCAGCACCGUGAGACGUGAGAACAUUCGUUUUCUCACCGUGGAAGCCAGUCCCCUCACCAUAGAAGAUGAGCAGCACAUCACCGCGACAAACCUGAAAACCUUGAGUAUUCGGGACCUCCAGACUCCACGGCUGCCGGAUGACUUUUAUGAGGUUGAGGAAGAUCCCUUCUAUUCCUAG